Molecule: messenger RNA, 2196 nt
Organism: Betta splendens (Siamese fighting fish)
Lineage: Eukaryota; Metazoa; Chordata; Actinopteri; Anabantiformes; Osphronemidae
Product: L-threonine ammonia-lyase
Exons: 11
Coding region: 168-1763 (531 amino acids)
Biological process (GO): L-serine catabolic process; L-threonine catabolic process
Molecular function (GO): threonine deaminase activity; L-serine ammonia-lyase activity
Source: RefSeq, a predicted model, not a curated record
CCCAUGCGAGGGAACGUGGGAGGGAGCUGAGGCCGGGGACGUGUCACCGCGGGAGCGACACCGCUCAGUGUCCUUCUGUCCCUCGGACACACGCAGCGCCUGCCGGAGAGGGAUCUGGACACGGAACGUUGCCGACUGGACUCGAGCGGGACCGCACGUCGGGCAGGAUGAACUUUGCCGCCCAGUUGUUCUACUCCAGCUACCUGAGCGAGCGACUGGAGCGAUUGUACUCACCCAGGCCUGCUCUCAGAGACCGCGAGGAGAAUGACCCCUUCUGGCAGAGAGAGGAACUGCAUCUGGGCCCCAGACAGCCAGGAGGUUGCAGCAAACCAGGUCCCGUCAGUAACGGCACCAUGGGACGCAGACCAACUCUCAUCGAACCCGAGCGACUCAAAGACUUCGGAGAGGAAGAACUCCUCAAUGGGGACGUGAAGGUCCACGACACCAAAGUGGUGGGAGGUCCCGAGAUCAUGCUUAUGGACCCACCCAAGACCAGAAGAGUGAGCGAGUUCAGGAUCAUCCCGAGACCUCAAGCUCAGUACCUGCGCUUCGAGGACAUCAGCGCCGCGGCCUUCAGGAUCCACUCAGGAGUACAGAAGACGCCCUGCACGUACUCCAGACUUUCCAAGCAGUACGGCAUGGAGAUCUACCUGAAGAAAGAGCAGCUGCACUACACAGGCUCAGUGAAAGAGAGGGGGGCGUUGUACCUGCUCACCUCCCUCACACAGGAGCAGCAGCGGAAGGGCGUGAUCGUGGCCACUGACUGUAACUUCUCCAUGGCCGUGGCUCAUCACGCCGUGGAGCUCAAGGUCCCCGUGUUCGUCAUCAUGCCGUCGUGCUGCUCGUCGCCCCGCCUCAGGACCUACAGGGACUACGGAGCCAUGGUCAUCUCCUACGGCAGCACCAGCCACGACUCGCAGAACCACGCCCGGCACCUGGCCAAAGAGAACGGAUACCUCUACCUGGAAGAAGACGAGAGCGCAGCGUACCUGGCAGGACUGGGCACCGUGGGCAUGGAGAUCUAUGAACAAGUGCCCAAACUGGACGCGGUGGUCGUCCCUGCGGCCGGCCAGUACGGGCUGCUGGCGGCCACGGCCGCCGCCGUCAAACACCUCGACUCACGGAUCCUUGUCGUCGGAAUCGAACCGGACGGUUUCCCUCUGCUGCUGCAGUCUCUGAAGACAGACGGCCCCGUCAAGGACAUGCACGGCAGCCCCAACAGGAAGCUGUACGGAGAUCUCAUGGCGCGUUCUCUCGGUGUUAACACCUUCCAGCUGGCGAAGAAACUAGUGGAUAAAGUCAUCACUGUCAGUGAGGAGGACUCUCUGGUAGCCAUGCUCCGGUUUCAGGAGUUUGAGCGCUCCACUGUGGAUACGGAGGGAGCCAUGGGACUGGCUGCCAUCCUGGCCGGACAGCUCCCAGAGCUGAGGGGGAAAAAGGUCGCCGUGGUGGUGAGCAGCGCUAACAUGGAGCUGGAGCUGGUGAGGCAGUGCAUGGACCGGGCUCUGGUCCUGGACGACCGGGUCAGCAAGUUCUCCGUGAAGCUGGGAGAAUGGCCUGGAGACAUGGCCAAGCUGCUGGACAUCCUGUCCAGAGAGGACGUCAGGCUGUUGGAUGUCUGCCACCGGAGACACGGCGAUAAGUCAGACCUCUUCAAAGCAAAGGUGGAGUGUGUGGUGGAAACCAGGGACAGGACGCAGAGCGCUCAGCUGCGCAGGAUGCUGAGCGAGCGGUACCCUACGAUAUGCUGGCUGGACCGGUGAUCACAACGACGAAGUAAAAACAAUCUAUCUUCAAUAGACGAAGAAAGGGGAAAUAAAGUGAAGCGUGAGCUGAUUCGCAAACAAAUGCUGUAACAUGCACUAACAUACACACAUUAAUACACAGUGAGAACUGUGUUCAGCAAAGUUAAAACAGAAAAGCCUUGAGAUUCUAGAGCAGAUGUAAUUCAUAUUACUCCUCUUAUUUAUGCUGCUACUGGUGAUAGAUUAAUAUAUUGUAGCUGUAUAAUACAAUUCAAUGCAAUGUAGAUACACUAGCCUAUUUUAAAAUUAGUCAUCAAACAAUAAGGUAUAUUUUCAAAGCAUAUGUUUUUUGAACUGUUGUGUAUAUAUCUGUCUUUAUUUCUACUGUCCCAGGUGGUAGUGUCAGUGCCAGUGAAAAUGCUCUCUGAUUAAACACAUACAAGCUCAGUGA